AUGAGGGCUUCACUCCCUACUCCUCUGCUCCUCGUCCUGCUUCUCCAGACGGGUUCCGCGUUCGCCAUAGAGAACGACUUUUCGUCUUACCCUGAAGGAGCUCAGUCAUGCCUGUACGAUUCAGCGGACGAUGCCGGUUGCAGCUCAGGAGCGACCGGAGCCGAACUCAACAAUUGCCUGUGUAAAAAUAAAAACAACUUCAUAUAUAAUACUGCGGGUUGUGUCGCCAAAGAAAGUCCCUCGGACCUUAACGCUGUCUAUGAGACGCUGAGCAACAAUUGCGAAGGGACAGGAGUUACUCUAUCCGUGUCAAAACAGGCUUUCUUGGCUGCUGCUACCGCUGCCACGCAGACUACAUCAAUUCCAAGUCCUACUGCGAGCUCGACGACGACAACUCCAAGCACGACCGGUUCCCCAGGCCAACAAGAGACGGACGACGGGCUCAGCACAGGCACUAAGAUUGGCAUCGGGGUAGGCGUUGGAUUCGGCGCGAUCGCAGCUGGCCUCGCAGCGUGGUUUAUAUGGGCGUACCAAAGGCGUCGGCGCUCUGCACACUCAAUUCAUAGCAACGAGGUGUCUGGUGGAGGAGCCGGAUCCUCAUAUGGCGGGCCGGGUUCAUUCGCCAUGACCAACGAGUACGCACAGGAUAACAUGCAACAUACAGCUGCCGAGUUGGCCCCCGUUGCUUGGAAACAGUCCGCGGCAUACGGGAUGCAAGGCUAUACGGGUAGCGAAGACAAGAACGGCAGGGCCGCCGGUGUUCCUCUCCUGGCGGAACUAGGGGCAGAGUCGGGGUCGCGGACGAAUCCCGUCGAACUUCCAGCUACCCCAGGAUAUCUGGGAUAUUCCGAUCGAGUACCGGCGCAUGCGAACGGGCGCGCCACGCCGGAUGGGGUUUCGCCGGCAACAUAUAAUUCUCAGAGUGGAAGAGGUGACCUGUCACCAUUAGCUCCUUCGCAUUCUUCGGACGGCGGGACAUAUAGAUAA
Messenger RNA from Xylaria bambusicola, 987 nucleotides. RefSeq lists its product as uncharacterized. The record is from RefSeq and is a predicted model, not a curated record. NCBI's taxonomy places the organism in Eukaryota, Fungi, Ascomycota, Sordariomycetes, Xylariales, Xylariaceae. The coding region runs from base 1 to 987 and encodes 328 amino acids. The transcript has a single exon.